GCGCACGUGGCCUUUUCCCGCGCUGGGCGGGGGGGGCGGGGCCGCGUCGCGCGCCAAUAAAGGGUGGAGCGAGAGGGGCGGUGCCUCCGCGUGCUCUCGGGGCGGGGGGUGGGACGCACCAAGAUGGAGUCGGCGGCGCUGGUGGCGCCGGUAACGGCGCUGGAGUUCGCGGGGGACGUGCUGCUGGCGGGCACGGGCCCGGAGGUGGCGGCGUUCCGGCUGAGCGGCGGCGGGCCGGCGGCGGCGGCGGGCCGGCGGAUCGUGCUGCGUGAGGCCAGCGUGCAGGGGCUGCGGGCCGAGCCCGGCCCCGGCCCGGUGGUGCGAGUGGCGGCCUUCGGCGGGCGCUGGCUGGCGGUGCUGGCGGUGCGGGGCGGCGGGGGGCGGCUGGAGGCGCGGUGGGCGGCGGGCGGGCGGCUGGCGCUGGCGCUGGGCGGCGGGAGCGUGGGGCUGUACGAGUGGCGGGGCGGCGGGCGCUGGCUGCGGCGGGCCAGCUGCGGCGGGGCCGGGGCGCUGCGCUGCGCCGCGCUGGCGGGCACGGGCUGGGGGCGGCUGGCGCUGGCGGCCGGGACGGCGGCGGGGGCCGUGGUGGUGUGGCGGGCGGCGGCCGCGGCGGCCCCGCGGCGGCGGCUGCUCGGGCACCGGGGAGCGGUGCUGGCGCUCUGCUACUCGGCGCCGCGGGGGCUGCUGGCCUCCGCCUCCGAGGACCGUAGCGUGCGGCUGUGGGCGGUGGGCGAGCUGGGCGACGGGGACGGGGACGGCUCCUGCCUGCUGGUGUGCUACGGGCACGGGGCGCGGGUGGCCGCCGUGGGGCUGCGGGGACCGUGCCCGGUCAGCGCCGGGGAGGACGGCGCCUGCCUGGAGUGGGACGGCGGCGGCGGGGUGCGGUGGGCGCGGCGGGGACACCGCGGGGCCCUGCGCGCCCUGGCCCUGAAAGCCGCCGGCGGCCGCCUCGCCACCGGUGGCGACGACGGUGGUGUCCGGCUCUGGCAGCCCCGGCGGGCGGCCCCGGCGGUGGCGGCGGCGCUGGGGGCCCCGGACCGGCCGCGGGCCGUGCUGCUGGGGGGGCCGCGGCGGGUGCUGGCCCUGGGCGAGGCGGGAGGGCUGGCGGCGUACGAGGCGGCGGCGGGGCGGUGGGUGCCGGUGCUGCCCGCCCCCGCCGCCGGCGGGUCCCGCGGGGUGCUGGCGGCCGCCCCCCUGCCCGGCGGGGACGAGGCGCUCUGCGCCCUGGGUGGCGGCGACGGGCGCCUCCUCCUCUUCGCCCUGGGUCACCCCGGGGCCGUUGCCGAGCUGAGGCCGUUCGAGGGGGCCGUGCGCGGGCUGGGCUGGGCCCCCCGCCCCGGGCAGCCCCCCAACACCGUCGCCCUCCUGGCCUCUGGGCCCGACGGGGAGAUGCUCUGGCUGGACGUCACCCACUGCCCCAGGCAGGCACCCCGGGUGCAGCUGAGGGGACGGUACCUGCUGCCGCCCUGCAAGCAGCGCUGGCACACCUGCGCGGCCUUCCUGCCCCAGGGGGGGCUCCUGGUCUGCGGGGAUCGCCGGGGCUCCCUCCUCCUCUUCCCUUGCAGCAGCUCCCCAGGGCAAGCUGUGGAAAGCACCAGCAUCACCAAUGGUGGCACCGACUUAGUUGACAAAGACUCCGGCAGCGAGUUGGAGCCCUCUUGCUUGUUGCACAAAGAGGCUCUUCCCCUUGAGGCCCCGGUGUCCAUGCUUUUUGGGCUCCACGGGAAGACGGGGGUGACCUCAGUGGCCUGCCAUAAGGGCUACAUCUACAGCACUGGCCGGGACGGUGUCUAUCGCCAGCUCUGCCUGCAGGGCCAGCAGCUGGAGGUCCUGCGGAAGCACAGGCCCUGCAAAGGGCUGCAGUGGAUCGAGGAGCUGCGCUUCACCCCAGACGGGGACCUGCUCAUACUGGGCUUUCAUGCUGACAACUUUGUGGUGUGGAGCAGCAGGACUGGUGAGAACCUCCACUGCAUCCCCUGCGGCGGAGGGCACCGCUCCUGGAGCUACUGGAGCAGCCCCUCGGCCGAGGCCUUCGCUUUCAUCAAGUGUGGGGACGUGAUGCUGUACAACCGUGAGGCUGAGCCCUGCGAGCAGCAGGUGCUCCUGGCGUCCCUGCAUGGGCGGGAGAUCGCCUGCGUGCGGCGCCUGGGGGCGGUGGAGGUGCUUGGCCAUGCCACCCUUAACGUCUUUGUCACUGGCAGCGAGGACACCACGGCCUGUGUCCUGGCGCUCAGCGAGCAUUCUCGGGCAGCCGUACCCCUCGCCCGGCUCAGCGACCACAUUUCAAGCGUGAGGGCACUGGCGCUGGCCGGCCCCACUGGACCUGGUGACAAGGGCUUCGGUGACAAGGGUUUGUCUGCCUUGCUCUUCUCUGCGGGUGGCCGGGCGCAGAUUGAGUGCUACCGGCUACUGUGUACUGGGGACCCAGCCUCCGAGAGUGCUGUGGCCUGCCAAGUCAUCCAUGUGGCCUCUCACCGGCUGGAUGAGCACUGGGAGCGGAAGAAGAACAGGCACAAGCUCGUCAAGAUGGACCCGGAGACGAGGUACAUGUCCCUCUCGGUCGUGCCUGGGACCAGCACUGAGCAGCUGCCAACACCCUGGAAGUUCCUGGCUGCUGCCUGCAGCGAUGCAUCGGUCCGGGUCUUUGGGCUGCUGGAGGCCGCCCGGAAGCUGGUGCUGGUGGCGGAGUCGUUUCACCACCAGCGCUGCGUGCUGAAGGUGGAGGCGUUCCUGCACGUGCGGGCAGGAGGGGAGAGGAGGCACCUCCUGUGCAGUGCGGCCACCGAUGGCAGCAUCGCCUUCUGGGACAUCACCAGCCCCAUUGCGGACGCGGCAGAUGCCCUGCGCCGAGCGGAGGGAGAGAUGCAGCCCCUGGCCCUGGGCGCCCCGCUGCUCACCAUCAUGGCCCACAGCUGCGGUGUGAACAGCCUCCACGUCCAUGAGACACCAGAGGGACGGUACCUGGUGGCCAGUGGCAGUGACGACGGCUCCAUCCACGUCUGCCUGCUGGAGGUGGCGCUGGGCAGGGGCGAGGGCUCAGCAGGGACCUGCCUGCGUGUCCUGGAGCGGGUGGCCAGGCCCUGCGCCCACGCCGCCCACGUCACGGGGAUCCGGGUGCUGCGGCCGGACCUGCUGCUCUCCGCCUCGGUGGACCAGCGCCUGACGCUGUGGCGCCGGGGCCCAGGUGGGCUGGACGCUCUCAGCACCACCUUCUUCCACGUGCCCGACCUGGCCGAGGUGGACUGCUGGGAGGUGGGGGAGGCCGGGGGGGAGCUCCACUACUACUGCGUGCUCUGCGGGCAGGGGCUGGAGAUGCUGCGCGGCACAGCCCCCCUGGAGACCCCUCCACAGGAGGCUCCACACUAACGGGGCAGGCGUGUGCAGCACACCCGGCUCCCUGCCUGCCUGGGGAGGGUACCCUGCCCCUCUGCUCUGCCCCUCACCGCAGCCCCUGUCCCAGCCUGCCUGAUGAUGGGUCCCCUGUUGAGGGGACGGGCGUGUUUGGCUCUUUUGGGGACAGCACAGCCACAUCUGCGGUGCCCAAGGCUGGUGAACUUGGGGGCAAAGGCAGAUGUACCCCAUUCCUGGACCAGCCUGUGGUCCCCCAAGCAAUAAAGGAGUGGGGACAUCAGCCCACCCUGCCCAGGAGAAGUUCCUUCUCCCCAAGGUGUGAGGGACCCGUGUACAGGCUUUCUAGCCCUGGUCCCUGAAAGGAACCUGCUUGGGAGGGCGCUGAGCGCUGUGCCCAGCCCUGGGGGCUCAAGGGCAGCAGGAGGCCAAGACCAGCGGGGCACUGGUGUGGCAUGUGGCCGGCUGCAGCCUUGUGCUGCUGCCCUGUGUGACAGCCCUGUCCCUGCGGUGCUGGGGACUCUGCUGAGCGGGGACAUUGACCCUCUGCAGCAGCACCCUGCAGGGCGAGGGGCAG
Chroicocephalus ridibundus (black-headed gull) is the source of this 3925-nucleotide messenger RNA. It is a transcript of the gene WDR6, whose product is annotated as WD repeat domain 6. The record is from RefSeq and is a predicted model, not a curated record. Bases 124 to 3366 code for a protein of 1080 amino acids. Gene Ontology annotation, molecular function: protein binding. NCBI's taxonomy places the organism in Eukaryota, Metazoa, Chordata, Aves, Charadriiformes, Laridae. Gene Ontology annotation, cellular component: cytoplasm. The transcript is spliced from 7 exons. Gene Ontology annotation, biological process: tRNA methylation.